Plodia interpunctella (Indianmeal moth) is the source of this 972-nucleotide messenger RNA. RefSeq names its product eukaryotic translation elongation factor 1 delta (gene eEF1delta). The coding region runs from base 139 to 921 and encodes 260 amino acids. Gene Ontology annotation, cellular component: cytosol; eukaryotic translation elongation factor 1 complex. The transcript has 7 exons. Gene Ontology annotation, molecular function: translation elongation factor activity; guanyl-nucleotide exchange factor activity. Lineage: Eukaryota; Metazoa; Arthropoda; Insecta; Lepidoptera; Pyralidae. The record is from RefSeq and is a predicted model, not a curated record. Gene Ontology annotation, biological process: translational elongation.
CGUCACCCAUUCCGAGCCCAUUCUCUUUUUCUUGAAAGCCGACAAGUGCGGUUUACUUGUAAUUAUUUAACAGUUGAUUUUAAUUUCCCAAGUCAUCCUGUUCAGCUUUUGAUUGCAAAAUUCCAAUUACCUACCAAUAUGUCUGCUUUAGCUCACGAAAAGGUUUGGUUGGAUAGAACCAUCUACAAUGAUGCAGAAAAAGCAUAUUAUGAAUCUUUGUCAAAGGUUCGAGUACCAUCACUAACAUUAACACAAUCAUCUUUGGCCAAUGAAGUUGCAAAGGCUAGACAGCACAUCAAAAAAUCUCUUGAAUGUAUGGAUAGUGUUGCUUCCUUGGCUGGUGUACCAAACACAGAGCUUAACAACAAAAUCAAUAGUUUAUCAAAGGAAAAUGUGGAACUAAAAAAAGCCAUUGAUGGUUUACGCAACUUGGUUGUCAGUCUUCAAGCAAGAGUAGAGUCUUUGGAAUCAAAUUGUAACAAACCCUCAGCUCAACCACAAGCAAAGCCUGCACCCCCAGAUACACAAGAUUCUGAUGAUGGUGUAGAUUUAUUUGGGUCUGAUGAUGAAGAAGAGAGUGCAGAAGCAGCCAAACUAAAGGAGGAGCGACUUGCUGCUUAUAAUGCUAAAAAGGCUAAAAAACCAGCCUUGAUUGCCAAAUCUAGUAUUAUUUUGGAUGUCAAGCCUUGGGAUGACGAGACUGACAUGGCUGAAAUGGAAAAAGCUGUAAGAAGCAUUGCUACUGAGGGUUUGCUUUGGGGAGCAUCCAAACUUGUGCCAUUAGCUUAUGGGAUUCACAAACUUCAAAUUUCUUGUGUUGUUGAAGAUGAGAAAGUUUCUGUGGACUGGUUAACAGAAGAAAUUGAGAAAAUUGAUGACUAUGUUCAAAGCAUCGACAUAGCUGCUUUCAACAAAGUUUAAUAAAACCUAGAUGAAAAUGUUCUGUUCAAUAAAAAGUGUACCUAAUACAUU